Messenger RNA from Penicillium riverlandense, 2157 nucleotides. Its product is annotated as threonine/serine exporter family protein. Bases 1 to 2157 code for a protein of 718 amino acids. The transcript has a single exon. Gene Ontology annotation, molecular function: transmembrane transporter activity. Lineage: Eukaryota; Fungi; Ascomycota; Eurotiomycetes; Eurotiales; Aspergillaceae. The record is from RefSeq and is a predicted model, not a curated record. Gene Ontology annotation, biological process: transmembrane transport.
AUGCCUGAUCAGUUCCCUGCUGAGAGCCCCGUCUCGAAUGGCGCUGGUGACAGCCCCAGCCCCAACCCGGGUACCCUUUGUCGAGACGAACCCGGCGAGAAGCAAAAUAUUACCACCACCAGCAGAUUCGUCCCGGAACGUUGGAGAACCGCGAGUCAAAGGAUCCGCCAUCGGACGGCUGCGUUGGCCGAGAAGCUGGGUCGACCACAUGAGGGAGGGGAGGAUGGCUUGGACGGCGGCAUCUCGCCGGAAUACUACGGCGCGACGGAUGAUUUGCGGGGGUUCGAGGCUCGCCAGGCCAAAGAUGAAGAGAGUAGUUUGCCCGAUAUGGACCAUGACUCUCAGGCCCGGAGGAUGGUGCAGCAGCUGGGUCUGCAUCCUCCGAAACCCCAUGCUCGUCGCAAGGCUCAGGAGCCUCACUCUGGCACGGUGACCCCGGAUAGUGGCACCACGACGCCCGGUGGCCCCAAUGGAGGCAUGCUGUCGCAGUUGCUGCGUAUCUAUGCGAACAAUAUGGAUGCGAGCCGGCUCAGUGUGGCUUCCGCGGCCUCAGACACGGAGCCUGAUGAGCCUGACUCGACUACCCCCAGUCGGCCGGGGUCUGGAAGUGGCACUGGCACCCCAACGGGCAAGAAAGACAAGGUGAAAUGGUACGCAAACAAGGACGAAAAGAAAUCGAAUCACGGCUACGCGGCGUCCCUGAUCCAUGCCUCCAUGGACAUGGGCCGGGUUGGUGUGCCGGGUGCACACGGACCCACGGCCCCCAUGAGUCCCAAGGAACGGAAGAAAAAGCGCAAGAGCGAGAAGGACGUGAAGUUGACCGUGCACAUUGCCGGUCUCCUGGCGCGCCAGCAGUAUAUCAUGCAGCUCUGUCGUGCGCUGAUGAUGUAUGGGGCGCCCACCCAUCGACUGGAGGAGUACAUGACAAUGACCGCCAACGUGCUGGAGGUCAACGCGCAGUUUUUGUAUAUCCCGGGCUGUAUGUUCAUGUCCUUCGAUGACCCUCUCACUCGCACUGCUGAGGUGAAGAUCAUCCGCGUUGUCCAGGGGCUGGAUCUGUCCUGUCUGGCGGAGACACACAAUGUCUACAAAAAUGUGGUGCACGACAUUGUCGACGCAAAGGAAGGUACCCAUCAGCUCGACCUGAUCAUGCAGCGCCAGCCGCGCUACAGCCCAUGGCUCAAGGUUCUUUUUCACGGCCUGGCCAGCGUUGCCGUCGGCCCCUAUGCCUUCUCCGCGCGCCCUAUCGAUCUCCCUAUCAUCUUCUUCCUGGGCAGUCUUGUCGGGGUCAUGCAGCACAUCCUCGCGCCGGCUUCGGCCACGUACGCCAACGUGCUGGAAGUCUCUGCCGCCAUCCUAACCUCGUACAUUGCCCGUGCCUUUGCAAGCAUCAAACACGAUGGCCAGUGGCUGUUUUGUUUCCCUGCCCUGGCCGAGUCGGCCAUUGCCAUGAUUCUGCCCGGCUUCGCCGUGCUCAGCAGCAGUCUCGAGUUGCAGUCGCACCAGAUGAUUGCCGGCUCCAUCCGCCUGGUCUAUACCAUCAUCUAUUCACUGUUCCUCGGCUACGGUGUCACAGUCGGCACGACGAUCUAUGGGCUGAUGGACCCUAACGCCACUACCCAAUCGACGUGCCCGGUCGACACCCCGGAAAAAUGGGGUAACCAGUAUAUCCAGCAUUUCCCCUUCGUCGCGAUGUUCUGUCUCUUUGCCGCCUUGAUCAACCAGGCCAAGUUUAAGCAGCUGCCCGUCACGAUCCUAAUGGGCGUCACCGGAUACGUGACCAACUACUUCGUGACCCAGAGGAUGGGGUCCAACCAGGUUGCCAACACCGUCGGCGCGUUUACAAUUGGUAUGCUGGCCAACUUGUACAGUCGCCUGUGGCACGGCCACGCCGCGGCCGCGAUCAUCCCGGGCAUCUUUACGCUCGUGCCGUCUGGCCUCGCAUCUUCGGGUUCUAUUAUCCAGGGCCUGGCUUACGCCGAGGAAGUCGCCAAUCGCACGGCAAAUUCCACUACCAGCACGAUGUCGGGUAGCUCCCUGACUGCGCUGGGCUUUGGUAUGAUCCAAACGGCUAUCGGCAUUUCGGUGGGAUUGUUCAUUGCUGCGUUGAUUGUAUACCCGCAUGGCAAGAAACGCAGUGGAAUCUUCAGUUUGUAA